CGGGUCUAACCAGGAUAUAAAUGGCCAGCGCAGACCUUCCGAGUUGGGUGACCCCUAUUUUGGCUGUGGUGAGCAGGAUCUGAUCCCAAGGACUGUUACCUCUGUUCUUGUCUGGUGUGCAGAGUCAGAAAAGCAAUCAUGCCUUUCGGAAACACACACAACAACUUCAAACUCAACUACACAGUUGAUGAUGAGUUCCCCAACUUGUCAAAGCAUAACAAUCACAUGGCCAAGGCCCUGACCAAGGAGAUUUAUGCCAAGUUGAGGGACAAGCAGACACCCAGUGGCUAUACCCUGGAUGACGUCAUCCAGACUGGUGUUGACAACCCUGGUCACCCCUUCAUCAUGACUGUUGGCUGUGUUGCUGGUGAUGAGGAGUCCUAUGAGGUCUUCAAGGAUCUCCUUGACCCCGUCAUCUCCGACCGUCAUGGUGGAUACAAGGCCGAUAGCAAGCACACGACCGACCUGAACUACGAGCACCUGAAGGGUGGUGAUGAUCUGGACCCCAACUAUGUCCUGUCCAGCCGUGUCCGUACUGGGCGCAGCAUCAAGGGAUACACCCUGCCCCCCCACAACAGCCGUGGCGAGCGCAGAGCUAUUGAGAAGUUGUCCAUUGAGGCACUGACCAGCCUUGAUGGUGAAUUCAAGGGAAAGUACUACCCCCUGACUGACAUGUCUGACGCUGAGCAGGAGCAGCUGAUCAAUGAUCACUUCUUGUUUGACAAGCCCGUCUCUCCCCUGCUGACCUGUGCUGGUAUGGCCCGUGACUGGCCCGAUGCCAGAGGCAUUAUGCAUAAUGACAACAAGACCUUCCUGGUCUGGGUCAAUGAGGAAGAUCACCUGCGUGUCAUCUCCAUGCAGAAAGGUGGCAACAUGAGAGAGGUCUUCAGGCGCUUCUGCGUUGGUCUGCAGAAGAUUGAAGAGAUCUUCAAGAAGCACAACCACGGCUUCAUGUGGAACGAGCAUCUGGGUUUCAUCCUGACCUGCCCCUCCAACCUGGGUACCGGCCUGCGUGGUGGUGUCCAUGUCAAACUGCCCAAACUAAGCACACACGCCAAGUUUGAAGAGAUCCUCACCAGGCUGCGUCUGCAGAAGCGUGGCACAGGUGGUGUGGAUACUGCCUCUGUGGGUGGAGUGUUUGACAUCUCCAAUGCCGACCGUCUGGGCUCCUCUGAGGUGGAGCAGGUCCAGCUGGUGGUUGAUGGUGUCAAGCUGAUGAUUGAGAUGGAGAAGAAGCUGGAGAAGGGAGAGUCCAUCGACAACAUGAUCCCCUCCCAGAAGUAAAGAGGGACAAUCUAAGGUUUUCUCGUGACCAUUCAUGUGCAAUCGAGCCAUCUGAUUUGCGGGCAGAGAAAACAGCCGCUCGCCUAGAGACUCUUGACUCUGCUCACGUUCUUCCAGCUUUUUUCUGUCUUUUGGUCUUUUUUCACGUUGUCCCGUGUUGGUUGGUGACAUCCUGGGAUCAGCCUCUACUGAGCUGGGCUUGCCUGGCAAAUGUGGCAACACCUACUUUUUGUUAUAAAAAGUAAUCAGUAUUGAAACUGUUCAUAACUGCUCAAUAAAACUGCCCAAUCUAACAACU
This is a messenger RNA of Thalassophryne amazonica, 1582 nucleotides long. RefSeq names its product creatine kinase M-type-like. The transcript has 8 exons. The record is from RefSeq and is a predicted model, not a curated record. Gene Ontology annotation, molecular function: creatine kinase activity. Bases 139 to 1284 code for a protein of 381 amino acids. Gene Ontology annotation, biological process: phosphocreatine biosynthetic process. NCBI's taxonomy places the organism in Eukaryota, Metazoa, Chordata, Actinopteri, Batrachoidiformes, Batrachoididae.